GUCGAUGGUGUCGGUGGACAUCAGCGAGGUCGUCAUUCGUCAAAUGCUGCAGAAAUACGGCCCGCUCGGCAUGACCUUCACCCGCAUGGACUUGAUGAAGCUCGAGUUCCCGGACAAGAACUUCACGUGCGUGCUCGACAAGGGCACGCUGGACGCCGUCUUCACCCAGGACGACGAGCACACGGCGCGCAUGGUGGACACCAUGUUCACGGAGAUCGGCCGGGUGCUAAAGGUUGGCGGGAGGUACGUCUGCGUGUCGCUGCUGCAGGGCCACAUUCUCAAGAAGCUGCUGGAGUGGUUCCCACAGCAGGGCUGGAUGGUUCGCAUUUGCAGGUGUAAGGGUGCUGAGAACUCCGACUCCGGUGGGAUACCUUUCCCUGUCUUUAUUGUGGUGUGCACAAGUUUGCUCCUGCCGGACCGGAAGCCCAUGAGCGUGCUGGAGGUGAGCCUGCAGGACGAGCGGCCGCGUCGGCUGCCCUCGGCCGACGCCGUGCGGCAGGCGGUCACCGGGCUGCAGCAGUUCGCCUUCACGCGCCACGGUCUGGCUGCUCCUGGCAGCGGUGAGGACGUGCGGCUGGAGCUGUGCGAUGCCGAUGGCGACGAGGCCAGGUUCACGCUUUUCGUCGUCGACCGCUGGCGCAAGAAGACGAAGAAGGCGUUCGCCAUCUUCAUCGUGCCGCAGGGGCGGGAGACGGAGUGGCUGUUCGGCACGCCGGCCGGCCGCCGUCAGCUGGCGGAGACGGCUGGUCAUGACCGGCUGGUGGUGGUUCACCUGCCUGACCGGCGGCGGCGCUACGGCGCCCUGCAGGAGGUGCAGGAGCAGCUGUCGGGCAGCGUGCUCCAGCUGCGGCCGGCGCACCUCCGGGACGAUGUCCAGGUGCCGUUCCUGACCUGUGCCGGUGACCUGGGGCGGCGGGAGCUGCGUCACCGCGGCACUAGCGCUGUCUCCGGCGACUACGUGGUGGAGGACGUACACCUCGAGCAUGGCGACGUCUUCCGCCGACUCGUCUUCCUCUCGAACGUCAACAUCGUUCAGUCGGAGGCCAAACUCAAACCAGUGGCGGCGAAGGGCGGCCAGCGCUCGUUGGCGGUGGACGCGGAGCACCUCUCGUGCUUGCAUCAUCGGUACAUGGACCGGCCGGCCCGCCUGCUGCUGGUGGGGCUGGGUGGCGGCGGGCUGGCGCGCUUCCUACAUGACAAGUUCAGCCAGGCCGCCCUCGACGUGGUGGACAUCGACCCGGAGAUGGUGGCCGUAGCGCGCGACUGGUUCGACUUCGCCGAGGACCGGCGGCUAACCGUGCACGUGGCCGACGGCCUCCACUUCAUCCGGGACUGCAAAACGCAGGGUCGGCAGUACUCGGUCAUCAUGUUUGACGUGGACUGCAAGGACCCCAGCUUGGGCAUGAGCUGCCCGCCGGCUCCGUUCGUGGAGCCAGACCUGCUCCGCGAUGUCCGCGAUUGCCUGUGUGAGGACGGCGUGUUCGUGCUGAACCUGGUGGCCCGGGACGCGGCGCUGAGCGGCCGCGUGCGGGCCGACCUGAGCGCCACGUUCGCCGCCUGCGUCUCGUACCCGAUCCCGGAGGAGGUCAACGAAGUGUUGUAUUGUCUGCGCCGCCGGCCCGACGGUGAUCUGACCGAGACGGCGCGCGCCGCGGCCGGCGCCGUCAACAGCAAGCUCUCGAGCACGCGCAAGGGCAAGACCCGCCGCGACUUCAUGGACAUGACGUCAUUCGCGCGGGAGCUCAAGAACCUCUAGUGCAUGCGGCAAGUUCGAAAUGCGCAGUGCUAUCGUGUUGUCUGUGAUCAUCGUCGUCGGAUGCGAAUACUUUUUGAUACCUGUUGUGGAGGCUGGAUU
Messenger RNA from Pollicipes pollicipes, 1855 nucleotides. RefSeq names its product eEF1A lysine and N-terminal methyltransferase-like. The record is from RefSeq and is a predicted model, not a curated record. Gene Ontology annotation, molecular function: S-adenosylmethionine-dependent methyltransferase activity. NCBI's taxonomy places the organism in Eukaryota, Metazoa, Arthropoda, Thecostraca, Pollicipedomorpha, Pollicipedidae.